GUUGUAGCUAAACAAGGAAAACAAAAGAGGGUGAUCUCGCUCUCGCGCCACAUCUUCUGGCGAAGAACGAGUACUUCUCUCCUCGAAUCACCACACGUGUCCUUCCCUCCUCUUUCUCUCUCUACUAAUUUUAGCGCUUUCAGUUUUCUUUCCUCUCUCCCUCUCUCUCCCCGCCCCCCUCUCCCUCUCCCCCUCUCUCUCUCUCUCUCUCUCUCUGGGUUCACUUUCUCUCCCUCUCGUAUUCGGUUUCCUCUCAUUCUUUCUUCUCCUUCUCCUUUUCUCCAUCUCUAUCUCUUUUCUUUUAUUUUAUUCUCUGCAAUCGUUCAAUCGAUUGAUUGAUAUUUGUCUCGGAUUCGAAUACAAGAUCCUUCGGAUUUCAUUCCUCGGCAUCUGAUGAAAUUCUUUUUGACAGUUUCUCAUACAAUUAGAUCUCUUUACCAUUCAUAUCCCUCCAUUCUUCCGUUCUGUUAGUUCGUAUCACUAGGUUUCCGGUGAUCUUCAUCGUUGUUUUGGGAACUGGAGACAAGUAUUGGUUCUCGCCCAAAGAAAAAGGUCGGUUUCCCCCAUUCUUCGAACCAUAUAUUGUAUUAGUUCUAACCCUAGCUUUGAUAAAGUCAGAUAGCAGGAAAGGAAAAAAAAGAGGAAGAAACAAGUAAGCUCUGAUUAUUUUGUUGAUUUUUUUGGUACUUGAAUUUCUUUGUUUCCGUUUCCGUUUUCUUUCCUUCUUUGAUCAAUUGUAGCUGCUUUCAUAUCCUAGAACAAGAAACUCGGUGAAAUUUUUGGUGCUGUUUUUUUGUUGCCAUCCGAAAUCGAGGGUUCUCUUGUCGGAUCUUCUAGGGUUUAGGUUUCAUUGUUUUGCUUUCUAGGGUUAGGUUCCAUACUUCCGUUCUAUUUCAUUCCCUUUUUAUCUCUUCUAGAAUACCUAUAUCAACCGGUAGGAUUUGGCGUUUUAGGUAUACUCUUCUUUUCCUGGGGGAAGUUUGGAAGAAAGACCUAUCUGGUUAGAGUGUAUAUAGUGAAUUAGUAUGACCUUGAAUUUUUCUCACCGGCCUAUCUUUCCUGCUACUACUCCUUCAGAAGACAAUUUGCUUUCUUCAGUUAGAAUUGCUAACGGGUACGUUGUGGAGGGAAUCCCAGAGAAGAGUGCGGAUAGCUUUGCUAAGCCCUGGCGUUUCAACUGGGAAUUUGAGAAUUCCUAUGAUUACACAAGGGAUAGAGCUGACAGAGGAGGCUCUUGUGAGCCAAUUUCCAAUGAUAUUCUGGACCUUUUGCCAUCAGAUCCCUUUGGCAUGGAAAUAAGUGCUACCUUUACAGCCAUCACUGGUUGGAUUGAGGAUUUUGAAGCGGAUUCUGACAAUUAUGGAGGGGAUGAAGCCUGGGCAAGGAAGGGAGAUUAUCAAUUGGUUGCUGGAUUGAAUUUUAUCUGGAACCAGGCCAUGAAAUUUCACAUGGAGCCAGGGAACGCAUGGAUUGAUGAGAGGUCAAAUCCAUGCGGUGAGUUUGGUGGAACACUUUACGAGAAGGAAUCUGAAGAUGGAUCAUGUGAUGGUGGCUUUGUGUCAGUAUGCAAUAUGGACGAAUUCCUGAGUUUUGGAGAUGAUGCUUGGCCUGCUAGUCAUCAAGCCAAAGAAUCAACAGAGGGUACUGAUAGUUGUUCUGACGGAGCUGGUGGUGCUCCACACGAGGCUUUGCUUUAUGCACUGAGCUAUUUGGGUGUCCGUGACCUCCUUUCUGCUGGAAGCGUUUGCAGAAUGCUGCGAUCUGCAGUUGAAAGUGAUUCCUUUCUCUGGAGAAAUAUUCACAUUGAUCAGCCACUUAGCGAACGGAUAACUGAUGAUGUUCUUUUGCAGCUAACUAAUAGGGCUCAAGGCAAUUUACAAUGCUUGAGCCUGGUGGAGUGUCCAAGGAUUACAGAUGAUGGACUUAAACGUGUGCUUGGAAGCAAUCCAAGACUAACAAAGCUGAGUGUGCCUAGAUGUAGAAGACUCAGUGUGGAGGGCAUUGUAUAUAACUUGAAGGCUUUCAAGUCUUCAGGUGUGCCUGGAAUAAAGCACCUAAGAAUUGGUGGCCUCUAUGGUGUAACACAUAAGCAUUUUGAAGAGUUGAAGUUAUUACUGGGCACAGAAAACUGUCCACAGCCUAAAACUCAAAAACCACAUUUUUAUCACAAUGGGUACUUGUCUAUUACUAGUGAUGAUGAUCGUGCCAUUGAUAUUGAGAUUUGUCCAAGAUGCCAGAACUUGAGGCUAGUCUAUGAUUGCCCAGCAGAAGGCUGCCAAAGUAAACAGCCAACCACUCAGUUGUGCAGGGCAUGCAUAUUCUGCAUUGCACGGUGUGUCCAGUGUGGGAGGUGCAUAAAUGAUAGCGAAUAUGAGGAGACAUUCUGUCUGGAAUUGUUAUGUUCAGACUGUUGGAAAAAACUGCUGAAGUGCCAAGAGAGGCAGGAGGAAAAGGAUACUCCCUCCUCAAAGCACACCAUCUUCCACCAUGAGUCAAGGUACCAACUUCGCUUUUGUGGCUAGAGAGUGGCACUAUAUAUGAAUGUCAGAUUUUGAUGUUGGACGAAAGUGUCUGAUUUGCAGUCAACAUAUAUGCCAGAUAGAUGGAAAUCAGUCGCAUGGUGUGGAUUCUGUCCAUCUGAUAGCAGAGUUUUGAGUCAGCAGGUUCAUGUUGGGUUUUGCAUUAGGCUGAUGGACCAUGGCUUCCAUGGCUAAAUUAUAUCAGCAUUACCCAAGGAUGCUAUUCUUUCUACUAAAAAAACGCACACAAAAAAAAGGAGAAAACAUAAAAUUAAGAUACUCAAAAAGGAAUGGAAAGGAAGAAGAAGGUAAAGGAGAGCUUUUUAAAUGUAAUGCUAGUGAGGCAGGAAUGUGCUCAAAAGAAGAGAUACUCUCCUGGCCUAUUGAUUGUUGUCAUGAGAACAUGCUUUAAUAGAAUCCGGUGAAUUAGGAGGGUGAUUUAUAUGCAUUGUCUGUGAGGACUGAGGAGGGGAGGUGACUUGAGAAGGUGCAAUCAAGUGGAAAAAGUACUGAAUUAUCUUUAGCUCUGAAGCGUCUUGUCACUAUAUACAGUUGUACUGCCAUCAUACCAUCCAUCUCUGCAGGCAUUUGUUUGUUACUGAUGGAGUAUGCAUACAGGAGAGUGACCUCUAUGUUGCCUGGUCAAGUUGGGCUGUUGGGGAUCAUUGCCUGUCACCUUUGCAGCAGCCGGCAAUGGAAUGGUAUAGCGCAAGAUGCUACCGAGCAGCAGCAUGCAGUGUGGUUAAAGAACAAGUCUAAAUCAGAGGCUUUAUAUGACUAAGGGUUAUGUUCUAUUUGUCUGGAGAUUGGGCUAAUUUGUGGUUUUUGUUAUGCCUAGUUCUCCAGAUGGUAGCGGUUUCCUGCUUUGUUGAGAAUAUAAAAAAGCCAUGACUCUUGGCUAAGGUGGCUGGCAUUAGACAGACCCCCUAUGUCGCCAUGUCCAUUCAGGAGCGGCUAUGUAUGUAACUUGUGCAGAAUCGCGGAUGGAGCCCGCAAUGUCUUUCUACAUGGCAAUAAUUCUAGUAUUUCCAAGUGAAUGGAGUCUGUAAUAUUAUAUUUAUAUGCUUCAAGAAUCAAGAUACUAUUACAGUGAUUUUUAUGUUCCCAGGUAGCUAUAUACAAUCUAAACGACCUUUGUGCCUGAAUUGAAUAAUUAUUCCAAUACAAUGUGACA
Nelumbo nucifera (sacred lotus) is the source of this 3693-nucleotide messenger RNA. RefSeq names its product Ribonuclease inhibitor. Gene Ontology annotation, cellular component: cytoplasm. Gene Ontology annotation, molecular function: protein binding. Lineage: Eukaryota; Viridiplantae; Streptophyta; Magnoliopsida; Proteales; Nelumbonaceae. The record is from RefSeq and is a predicted model, not a curated record.